Molecule: messenger RNA, 2479 nt
Organism: Etheostoma spectabile (orangethroat darter)
Lineage: Eukaryota; Metazoa; Chordata; Actinopteri; Perciformes; Percidae
Gene: gss
Product: glutathione synthetase
Exons: 13
Coding region: 168-1598 (476 amino acids)
Biological process (GO): glutathione biosynthetic process
Cellular component (GO): cytosol
Molecular function (GO): ATP binding; glutathione synthase activity; glutathione binding
Source: RefSeq, a predicted model, not a curated record
ACCAAUCAGCGGUUGCUACUGGCUAGCGUACGUCUGAAUCCCAUACAUUGAAAGCGGCUAUUUCAACAACAUUAUUUGUAGUUACAAAGGAUAGUGUACCUCCAAAGGCAACACAGACCUAACGGAUACACUGUACCUGUCGAGCAGGACCAUAUAGGUGGAUCAGAAUGGCCCAGGGGAUACCAGAUAAGAUGAUGUCUAAUACUACACUGAUAAAAGACUUGGCGGAUGUGGCAAAAGAUGCAGCACUUCUGCAAGGUGUUCUAAUGAGGAUCCAUGAGACCCCCAACUCAUCAGAGUUGGUGACGUACGCUCCGUUCACACUCUUCCCAACACCUGUGCCUAAGGCUGUGUUCCUCCAGGCUCUGGCAGUGCAAACACACUACAAUACACUGGUGGACAAGAUCAGCCAGGAUCCAGACUUUUUGGAAGAGGCUCUGGCUAGCACCAUUGCCGUGGAUGAUUUUACUGCAAGGCUUUUCAGGAUCCACCAACAAAUCCUAAAGGAAGGAAGGUCUCAGUCUAUUGUGUUGGGUCUCAAUCGGUCCGACUACAUGCUGGACCAGGGAGAUGAUGGGUCGUCGUCUUUGAAGCAGAUAGAAAUCAACACCUUUGCUGCCAGUUUCGGAGGUCUCGCUUCACGCACGCCAGAUGUUCAUCGACACGUCCUUAACGUGGCUGGGCAACUGGAGGAGAGCCGGCGGAUCCUCGACAACAACCCUGCAGCCGGUCUGGCCAAGGCUGUUGCCAAAGCCUGGGAGCUCUAUGGAUCAGAGAGAGCAGUCGUCAUGUUCCUGGUGGAAGAGGGCCAAAGGAACAUCUUUGAUCAACGAUACAUUGAGAACGAACUGUGGAAGAGGAACAUAAGCACAAUGAGAAAGCGGUUCGACGAUGUUACUAAAACAGGAUCUCUUGAUCAGGACAAGAGGCUAUUUGUUGAUGACCAAGAAGUAGCAGUGGUGUACUUCAGGAAUGGCUACAUGCCGGAGAACUACAUUUCUGAGAAGACUUGGGAUGCUCGUCUUCUGAUGGAGCGCUCUCUGGCUGUGAAAUGCCCAGAUAUCAGCACUCACCUGGCUGGAACCAAGAAGGUCCAGCAGGUGCUCGCCAGCCCUGGAGUUCUGGAGAAGUUCUUCCCCGACCAGCCCCAAGUAGUGGAGCAGAUCAGAGCAACGUUCACUGGCCUCUACACUCUAGACAUGGGACCAGAGGGUGAAAAAACGGUAGCAAUGGCCUUGGCAGCACCAGACCGGUUUGUUCUGAAGCCUCAGCGCGAGGGAGGAGGCAACAACAUCUAUGGAUCAGAGAUCUGCCAGGUCCUGCAGGGAGUGAAGGAGAGUACAGAGAGGACGGCCUACAUUCUGAUGGAUAAAAUCCAUCCCACCCCCGUACAGAACUACCUGCUGAGACGAGACGGUCCUCUCAAAAUCAGCAACUGUCUCAGUGAACUGGGCGUGUUUGGAACAUAUGUCAGACAAGGUAAAGACAUGGUGAUGAACGAGUGUGCGGGUCAUCUGCUGAGGACCAAGAGUUCCGAACACUCAGACGGUGGCGUAGCAGCGGGCGUGGCUGUGCUGGACAAUCCUCUCCUCGUCUGAGAUUUUACACUCCUACCUGCUGGGCUUUCAACACAGAAAAAUACCCAAAUGGACAAUGACUACUUUGGCCGCCACAGCGUGAAAACGAUGCUGAGCAAAUGUGUGUCCCACAUGCGUCUUACUUGAGACAGUCUGGACAGAAAUACGAGCUGGGUAGGCUCAGUUGUUGAUUCCUCCACUUUCUGUUUUAUCUUUACUGGCAUUUAGUGUCAUGUGCCUCUAUUACCAAUGUCAGUGGUUCCAAAAGGAUUAAUGAGGAUUCUCUUUAAAUGGAGUCCUGCGCUCAAAUACACACUCUUGGCAUAGCUUAAGCAAGUUCAAAACACAUACACCCAGUAAAAAACACAUCAUUUUAACAACAUGCUCAUUUUUAAUAACAGUAACACUGCCUAAGGGGAGGCAUUGAAGGUAAAUAGUGUAAAACCUUUAAGUCAUGGAUAUCACCGUGAAACUGUGUGUGUGUGUGUGUGUGUGUGUGUGUGUGUGUGUGUGUGUGUGUGUGUGUGUGUGGGUGUGUGUGUGUUGUGUGUGUUGUGUGUCGGUGGUGUGUGUGUGUGUGUGGCUGUGUGUGUGUGUGUGUGUGUGUGUGUGUGUGUGUGUGUGUGUGUGUGUUAUACAGUGUAUAUAUAUAUAUAUAUAUAUAUAUAUAUAUAUAUGAGAACAAAACUAAUUUUAAGAAAGCGGCCUUUAAAGAUAUGAACUGUCAGGGCAAUAAUGUUUAUCCAAAAGAUACCAUUGUUAAAACCUUAGUUGAUUACCUACUUUAUCACAAUACAUUUUUAGUAUCCUAUAUUUUGAAAUUUGAUGUGUGUGUGUAUAUAUGUAAAUGAGGCAUUACCUAAAGGUAACUUUUGAUGAAUUUAGGGCAAAGCUAUCAAUGC